GAUAAGGCUGAGCGGUACCUUAAAGACCAAGCUCCACUCUUCCACUUCACUCGCGGCACCAGCCGUGCCCUCUCACCAACAUCCAACUGAGAGCUCGCCUCAACUGUCUCUCCAUAUAAAUCCCCCAUCAGCCAUCGAUCGAUACACGAACCAUCAUUCCGCCAACACUGUUACCGAAACAUGAGGCUGUGAAAUCCCCGAUCGAAACUUUGACCAGCACCCACAUCUGCCCCGACCAUUGCCAGCCAACACGCUCCCAAAAUUCAACCAUGAUGGCGGCGCCUCAGCUGCUUCUGCGCAAGCCUAAUGGCACCGCUGCCGGCCAAACCACCAAUGACACCCAGCACGCACCCAAGACCAAGCCUCAGCCCGAGGGUGAAAAGGUCGUUGUCCGCAGACUUCCUCCCCUACUAACCGAGGAAGAGUUCUUCAAAAUCCUCGGCGACGAAUGGAAGAUGGGCCAUGGCAAGGUCGACUGGUUUUCAUACUGGCCCGGCAAAAGCUCCCAACAUCCCUCACGGCCAUCUCGACCCUCCCGCGCCUAUCUUCACGUUAUCAGGAAAGAUGAUCUUCUAGUGCUCUCACAAGCCGUGCAGAAUGUCGUGUGGGAGGACGCCAAGGAAUCAUACAACGACCCGGUUUUGAUCCUGCCUCCUACGGUCGAGCUGUCGAUUCACAAGAAGAUUCCGAGCGACAAGAAACGGUUGGAUAACCGCCAAGGCACCAUCGACCAAGAGCCUGAAUUCAUGGCCUUCCUGGAGAGCCUUGCCAAUCCCGAUGCCCACAAGAACACAGAUGCUGCUGGUGAACCAAAUGCCGACGAAACAUCGACCAAGCCGGAAAAGAUAACCACCACGCCACUUGUCGAAUAUCUCAAGGAGAAGAAAGCACAGAGAGCCAAGGAGGCUGCACUUGCCAGGAGCGCCAAGCAACAUGCCCGACAGGAAUCGCAGGGAGGGAAGACAAAGACUGCCACCGCGACUAUUACUCUCGAGGAGUUGAAGAAGCGGGCUAGAGAAGCCAAGGGGGAGAAGACAGAUAAGGUCUCGGAGAAACCGAGGGACAAUGUCAAGAUUUUGACAAAAAGGGGCGCAUCAGCAUCAAAUGCCGCAGCGGAAGCCGCCAAGGCUGCCAAUACGGUUGCCAGCCAGAUGCAGGACAACGCCCGGUCCAGCUCCAAAGCUGACACCCAGACCAAGGCCGCCCAGAGUUCGUCACAGUCCACCACACAGUCGGUUCCUUCAGGCGACGCACCAUCAGAGCUUCCCAAGAGCCGACGGGCAGGCAUCGCCGCAGCAGCACGCAUCUUACAACGUGACUUGGGCCUCAGCCCAGGUAACGCCCACAGAAAGGCACGUCAGGAGGCAGCAAAGGCUGAGGCUGAUGCAAAGGCCAGCGCUGCUGCUACUGCUAGUGCCAAUGCCAGUGCUGCUAAAGAAACUGCAUCCAGGGAGAAAAAGGAAAAGGAGGCAGCUCCUGUGCCGUCGAGCUCCGAACGUUCCUCGACACCAGCCAAUGCCGCCGAUUCUUCGGCUGCUGCGUCGCCUUCGACGUCUGCUAGAGGACGAGAGUCAGCCUCUGGAAGAACACGCGGCAGGAGAGGACGAGGUGGAACAAUAGAAGAGGGACCAAAGUCAAAGGGAGCAGAUGGCGGCAAAGAGACCAAACCUGCCGAAGUCGCGGCACCACAACCACCGGUAAAGCCGACGAUGAUCCUCAAGAAGAGGGACUCCACACAGGCCCCUCCGCCAUCGGCACCCUCGGCACCUUCGACGCCUGUAGUUGCCCAACCGCCGGCCUCAUCAGCGUCGCAAAAACCCACCACGCCCAAGCAGCCCUCCGCCGAAGGCAGGCAAAGGGGCCGUGGCCGCGGAGGCGAAACCAAAGAGAACACCCAAGCCAGUAACAACGCAGCCACCACCCCAUCUACUCCUGCCCCGACAGGUCCCACCCAAGCCUUCAUCAAGCACGCCCACCAAACACAGGGCGUUACCGAGUCGGCAUUACGCGAGGCCAUGCAAGCCUUUGGCGCCAUCAACUCGAUCGACAUGCGGAAGAAGGGUCUGGCCUACGUCGACUUUACGGACCCCGAAGCGCUGAAGAAGGCCAUAGCCGCGAGUCCCGUGACGAUUGCGCGGGCCAGUGUCACGAUUCUAGAGAGGAAAUCGGAUACCGAUAAGAAGGAAGGUGGCGGUAAGGACAAGGACAGGGAGACUACUGCCACUGAAAGUGCGACGCCAAGUGCACCAGUUGAGAAGGAAAAAGCGGCGCCAGAGAAGGAAAAUGAGAAGGAGAAAGAGAAAGCACCAGAGAAGGAGAGGGAGAGAGAAAAGCGCGAUGAUGAAAGAAGAAGGGGAAGAGGCAGAGGCAGAGGACGCGAUGGCGGCGGCGGUGAUAAGGAUAAGGAGAAGGGCGACAAGGCCGAGAAGGGUGACUCGAGGGGAGGUCACGCAAAGGGCGAUGCCACCGGUGCAAAGGAAACCGCUCCUCAGGGGGGAAGUGGUUCCGAUCGUCCUGUUAGCGCACCCAAGGCCCCGAGAGGUAACGCUAGUUCUGCAUCUGCCCGACCGACCUCAGCCCAGGACAAGGGCGAGAAAGACAAAGAAAACGACAAGGGUGAGAAGGGCGAAGGGGAGAAGAAGGGUGAGAAUCGCCGUGGCAGGAGACGCGGCGGUAGAGGACGGGGUGGUGGUGGUGAUAAGGAUAAGGAGAAGGAGAAAGAUGGCGGCGGUGGUGGUGGUGCGAAGAGGAGCGAGGGCGGUGGUUCCGGUCAGGCGGCUCCGGCUGCGUGAGCUUAGGGACGCGGAAGACGCUCAGGAGCACAGUCUUGAAGGGAAAAAUGAUGAGGAAUGGGAAAGAGCAUGACUAGUUGAGAGAUAAGCGAAGUUUAAUGACAGCGUAUGAUCAACAUUCUUCCGUGCUUGACUGGCUGUCCCUACUGUGGCGAAGGUGUCUAGGGAUUAAUCGCAUGCACUGGGCUUGAAGGGUGGUUGAGCGUACGGUAACUGCCGCACAGUUAUGAGGAUGAGGUUCAACAAAGUGCUGAACUGCGGGC
Molecule: messenger RNA, 3055 nt
Organism: Neurospora tetraspora
Lineage: Eukaryota; Fungi; Ascomycota; Sordariomycetes; Sordariales; Sordariaceae
Product: Smg-4/UPF3 family-domain-containing protein
Exons: 2
Coding region: 270-2792 (840 amino acids)
Biological process (GO): positive regulation of translation; nuclear-transcribed mRNA catabolic process, nonsense-mediated decay
Cellular component (GO): cytoplasm; nucleolus
Molecular function (GO): mRNA binding
Source: RefSeq, a predicted model, not a curated record